Messenger RNA from Aspergillus lentulus, 336 nucleotides. NCBI's taxonomy places the organism in Eukaryota, Fungi, Ascomycota, Eurotiomycetes, Eurotiales, Aspergillaceae. The record is from RefSeq and is a predicted model, not a curated record.
AUGUCCUUGAGACCCAUCACCACUACUAUCCGGACCUCCCUCCGCUUCAGACCCCUCCCCCUCCUCAGAGCCUACCAUCACCCAGAGCUAUCCAACAAAGGCGAGAAAUUCUACAUCCCGCCGCAAUACCCCGACAACUUUGAAUCUCCCCCCCUCAUCAAGAAAAAAGACAGCAGCGGCCACGAGAGAUGGGAGGAGAUUGACUCGACAGUAAGCGAGGCGUCGGUCAAGGCUGAUCGGGGCGACGUGCAAUUCGAGGUGAAGCAGCAGGAGAGCAAGAGUAAGAAGAAAGUUCGGCAGGAUUUGGAGCCUGAGCCGACUGUUCACGAUAUGUGA